AUGGCUCUCUAUGGUACCCAGGUAAAGAUCUUCAAGGAGAACCCAGUCAUCCUGCAGAUUCCUGCUGCUCCUGUGGUGGAGGGAGAUAACAUCACUCUGCUCUGUAGAACAAAGAAUCCCUCCAACAAAUCAGCUGAUUUCUUUAAAGAUGGUAUCUUCAUCAAAAAUGAAAAUACACGACGCAUGACCAUCUACCAAGCAUCAAAGGCUCAUCAAGGUUCCUACAAAUGCAGCAUUGGUGGUCGUGAUUCACCAUCCAGCUGGCUGCUGAUACAAGAUGAUGCUGACCCCCCAACUCUCACACCGUCCCCCAACACAGCUCAGCUGUUUGAGUACAAGAGCCUGAACCUGAACUGUGGUGUUCAAGGAUGGACAGUGAAGAGGUUCACAACAUUUGCUGAAGACCUGUCCAGUUGUCAAGCAUGGGGGCAAGUCGAUUCCCAUGGCUGCAUCCUCCAUACGACCAAGCAGCCUGACAGCGCGGUUUAUUGGUGCGAGUCUCCUACACAGCAGCGGAGCAACUCAGUCAACAUCACUGUUCAUGGUCGAGAUACUCCAGUAAUCCUGCAGAGUCCCGUCCUCCCCAUGAUGAAGGGAGAUAAUGUUACUCUGCACUGUGAAACAAAGAACACUCAGUCCAUCCUCCCAGCAACUUUCUACAAAGAUAACUCUAUUGUUGGUACUGAGCCUAGAGGUCACAUGAUCAUCUAUAACGUCACCAAGUCUCAUGAAGGCAUCUACAAGUGUAACAUGAGUGUGGGAGAGUCUCCAUCCAGCUGGCUGUUCAUCAUAGGUAAAACAGGAUGA
Neolamprologus brichardi is the source of this 807-nucleotide messenger RNA. The record is from RefSeq and is a predicted model, not a curated record. Lineage: Eukaryota; Metazoa; Chordata; Actinopteri; Cichliformes; Cichlidae.